Molecule: messenger RNA, 1906 nt
Organism: Phacochoerus africanus (Common warthog)
Lineage: Eukaryota; Metazoa; Chordata; Mammalia; Artiodactyla; Suidae
Gene: CELF3
Product: CUGBP Elav-like family member 3
Exons: 13
Coding region: 441-1835 (464 amino acids)
Biological process (GO): regulation of alternative mRNA splicing, via spliceosome; mRNA splice site recognition
Cellular component (GO): ribonucleoprotein complex; nucleus; cytoplasm
Molecular function (GO): mRNA binding
Source: RefSeq, a predicted model, not a curated record
GCUGCUGACAAGCGUACCAGCACCCUAACCCCUCAGCCUCCAUUCCCAGCGCCCUUCUCUGGCCCUUUCCUCCACCUCCAGCUCUUGUCUCAACCCCCAGUUCCCAGUGCCCCUGCUACCACCCUAACCCUCCAGGUCUUGGCCACACUGCUCCCCAUCCUGGGAUAUUGGCCAGAUCUCUGGGAGGGAGAUCAUUUGUUUGGGCUAUGCCCCCUGGUGGCAUGACAGUGUCUGCCUAGACCCCUGACCCUAGCCCUCAACUCCCAGGGCCUCCUUUGUGUGCAGCGCUGCCCUCUGCUCAGCACUGUGGUUGGGGGCCAAAGGGAAAGCCAGCCCCGGCUGGGCCCCAGCCCCGGCCACUUGCCUCCUUGCUGGGCAGCCCCCCCCUGGCCUUCGGGCCUCUCCCUGCUCCCCUCGGCCCCUUCUCGUGGGCCGCCCCAAUGAAGGAGCCGGAUGCCAUCAAGCUGUUUGUGGGGCAGAUCCCGAGGCAUCUGGAGGAAAAGGACCUGAAACCCAUCUUCGAACAGUUUGGUCGGAUCUUCGAGCUGACUGUCAUCAAGGACAAGUACACCGGGCUGCACAAGGGAUGUGCCUUCCUGACAUACUGUGCCCGCGAUUCAGCCCUGAAGGCCCAGAGCGCCCUGCACGAACAGAAGACGCUUCCAGGGAUGAACAGGCCCAUCCAGGUCAAGCCAGCCGACAGCGAGAGCCGUGGAGAAGACCGGAAGCUCUUUGUGGGGAUGCUAGGGAAGCAGCAGACAGAUGAAGACGUCCGGAAGAUGUUCGAGCCUUUCGGGACCAUAGACGAGUGCACUGUGCUCCGGGGCCCAGACGGCACCAGCAAAGGCUGCGCCUUCGUGAAGUUCCAGACCCAUGCCGAGGCCCAGGCGGCCAUCAACACCCUUCACAGCAGCCGGACCCUGCCGGGUGCCUCGUCCAGCCUGGUGGUGAAGUUUGCUGACACGGAGAAGGAGCGAGGUCUCCGCCGAAUGCAGCAGGUGGCCACCCAGCUGGGCAUGUUCAGCCCCAUCGCCCUCCAGUUUGGAGCCUACAGCGCCUACACCCAGGCCCUGAUGCAGCAGCAGGCGGCCCUGGUAGCGGCUCACAGUGCCUACCUCAGCCCCAUGGCCACCAUGGCUGCCGUGCAGAUGCAGCACAUGGCCGCCAUCAAUGCCAAUGGCCUCAUCGCCACCCCCAUCACCCCAUCCUCAGGAACCAGCACCCCUCCUGCCAUCGCUGCCACGCCUGUCUCUGCGAUCCCUGCUGCCCUGGGCGUCAACGGCUACAGCCCGGUGCCCACCCAGCCCACUGGGCAGCCUGCCCCUGAUGCUCUGUAUCCCAACGGGGUCCACCCCUACCCAGCUCAGAGCCCCGCGGCCCCCGUGGACCCCCUGCAGCAGGCCUACGCGGGGAUGCAGCACUACACAGCAGCCUACCCGGCAGCCUACAGCCUGGUGGCACCUGCGUUCCCACAGCCUCCUGCCCUGGUGGCCCAGCAGCCCCCGCCUCCUCCUCAGCAGCAGCAGCAGCAGCAGCAACAGCAGCAGCAGCAGCAACGGGAAGGCCCUGACGGCUGCAACAUCUUCAUCUACCACCUGCCCCAGGAGUUCACUGACUCAGAGAUCCUGCAGAUGUUUGUCCCCUUUGGCCACGUCAUCUCAGCCAAAGUCUUUGUUGAUCGGGCCACCAAUCAGAGCAAGUGUUUUGGCUUUGUGAGUUUCGACAAUCCAGCCAGUGCCCAGGCUGCCAUCCAGGCCAUGAACGGUUUCCAGAUUGGCAUGAAGCGCCUCAAAGUCCAGCUAAAGCGACCCAAGGAUGCCAACCGGCCCUACUGAGGGCCCCCAGGUCUGGAGACACCAGAGGAAGGGGCACCUCACCCCCUCUCCCCACGACUGGCCCCAGCCCU